UCUGGUGACUUGAUGUUAAGAAUUUACAGAGCUGAGUCAUACGCUGGCCUCCGAGAGUAUAAAGCAGCCAUAGAAGAUCUAAACUUUGUUAUUUCUAAAAUGCCAAAUUGGCCAGAGGUCUACUUCCGAAAAGGAAAAGUGCUGCGUGACUCUGGCUUUGUAGGUGAUGCCUUACAACUAUUUCUACAAUGCUUAGCCCUUGAUGAGGAUUUUCUUCCAGCCAAGCUAGAAGUAGAGAAGACACUGCAUGAUGUGCUGUCACCAGAAAAUUUAGGAGAGAGUCUGAAGGAAUCUGCUUGGAAUUCACCACAUGUUCGAAAUAAACCUUUUAUACUCGGUUCUGAAACGACUGAGUCUUGCUGCGAUUUACAACUUCGUCCUGAGCAGAGUUUAGGAGAAUCAGCAAUACUGCAGCCUGUCAGUGGAAGCCUAAAUCGUGCACAAUCUGCCCAUGCUCUUAAUUCAGCAAAAGACCUUUCCAGGGAAGAUGGCUUAAAGAGAGUGUCUUCUGAACCCCUUCUCUCUGGCCAAGAAAAAGGCACUUUCUUGAAAAGAAAGCUUUCCUUUUCAGAGCAGGAUACAGUUGUAUUUGAAGAUGGAAGAAAUAAACACAAAAAGCAAGGAGAAAAUACAAAAAGGGACACAACACUGGCUUGUGGAACAGUUCCAGGGAAUUUGAUUGACGUGUCAGAUUUUGAGUGCUCUUUGUGCAUGAGGCUGUUCUUUGAGCCCGUGACAACCCCUUGUGGACAUACCUUUUGCAAAGGCUGCCUGGAACGGUGUCUAGACCAUGCUCCGCAGUGUCCCCUCUGCAAGGAGAGUUUGAAGGAGUACUUGGCAAGCAGGAGAUACUGUAUCACAGAACUGCUAGAAGAAUUAAUAACAAAAUAUCUGUCUGAUGAGUUAUAUGAGAGAAAAAGAAUUCAUGAGGAAGAAACUGCUGAACACUCAAACUUGACCAAGAAUGUUCCCAUGUUUGUUUGCACUAUGGCAUAUCCUACUGUGCCUUGCCCUCUCCAUGUGUUUGAGCCACGAUACCGACUGAUGAUUCGCAGGAGUAUGGAAACUGGAACUAAGCAGUUUGGCAUGUGCAUUAGUGAUUCUCAGAAUGGUUUUGCAGAUUACGGAUGUAUGCUGCAAAUUCGGAAUGUUCAUUUUCUACCUGAUGGACGGUCUGUUGUUGAUACAGUUGGUGGAAAGAGAUUUAGAGUUUUACAAAGAGGGAUGAAAGAUGGUUAUUGCACUGCAGACAUUGAAUAUUUGGAAGAUGUUAAGGUUGCUAAUGAAGAAGAGCUGAAGAAACUGAGAGAACUUCACAAUUUUGUUUACAAUCAGGCUUGUAGUUGGUUCCAAAACUUAAGAAACAAAUUCCGCACUCAAAUUCUUCAACACUUUGGGCCAAUGCCUGGUAGGGAAGAAAAUAUAGAGGCAAUGCCCAAUGGUCCUGCCUGGUGUUGGUGGCUUCUAGCAGUUCUCCCAGUAGACCCCAGAUACCAACUCUCAGUUCUCUCUAUGAUGUCUUUAAAAGACCGGCUGAUAAAACUCCAGCAUAUACUCACGUAUUUUUCUAGAGACCAGUCCAAAUGACUAACCGCCCAGGUCUUCCUGAGAAGUUCUUUUCUUCUGGCUGUAGUAGCAGUUGGAAUUUUUGCUGCCUUUGCACAUCUAGCGCUGGUUUGAGGAGCGCAACAUGGAUCUGCUUUUCCCUUGCGCUCAACUUCCUGAACCACUUGGUUCCUUGAAUGCACUUCAACUACGAGAGGAGACCACUGAGAAUUGCACAGAGUCAAUCCAGCCAGAUACGUUUUUCACAUUAUCUACGUUACAAUUUGCACUAUGUAGAAGAAAACAUUUUGAGACUUGAUAAUUUUAGCCACUGACUUCUUAAAGCUGUGGGAAGUGCAGGACUUAAGGCUGACAGUCCAAGUUUACAACACUGAAGAGGUAUUAAAGGUCUUGCAAAUAAUUUUGCCUCAUACAGUUGUUCUGUUGCUAUUUGCACAAUUGAAACAUGGUAUUGAAUGUCACUGUUGGAUAUUACUGCUCAUGUUGAAUUGUACUGACCAUGAAGAUGGCAAGGAUCUUUUUUUAAGUUAUCUUGUAAAUGUAUGUUCUCACAAAGCAGGUGACACUUUAAAACGUGUGCUGAACUGAGAGCCAAUUGUAAGGAACAGAUGCAAAAAAAAAAAAAAAAGGUACUUCUGUCUAAAAAUACUUAAGCUGUGAAUAUGGUUUACAUACUUAGAUCUGUAUAUGUUAAAAUGGAAACUGAAAACUAAACCUCGGUUCCAGUUACAUUUUUACUGGGCUUUUCAAGGGGGCUGUUCUUCCAGAGCACACACUUAGUUUAUUAGAGCCUUUAAGGAAAAACUUUAGAGAGUGUGUGUGUGYAAAUUGGGGAUUGUGCAUCCAGGAUUUAAAAGCUUAAAGUUUUCUUUGGACUUUUUAAGUUGGUGCAAAUGUGAGUUCUAUGCCUUAUUCAUAUCAAUAGUAGAGCACACUGCAGUGGCAAGGUUAGCAUCAUGCUGCCAGUAGGUACUUUUUGUAAUUAAAAAGUUUGCAUAUUUGUGAAUAUGUCUGAUACUGGCUUUCUUCUAUGUAAAUCAUUUGUAAAGUAUUUCUUAAAUCUUGCUUUUGCUAAUAUAUUUAAUUUUCAAUAAAAGCUAAAACUUUGUAAUAAUUUUAACUUUAACGGGAACUAAAAGUAACUUUCAUUUCCCAUGUGCUCCUGUUUUGGAGUCUUACUCGAAGCCAGAAGCAGCUGCUUUACCUAGRUGAAGGCUGUGGGCGCUUCCUGAUCUCAGCGCUGUGGACACAACCCGCU
Molecule: messenger RNA, 2824 nt
Organism: Nothoprocta perdicaria
Lineage: Eukaryota; Metazoa; Chordata; Aves; Tinamiformes; Tinamidae
Gene: LONRF1
Product: LON peptidase N-terminal domain and ring finger 1
Exons: 11
Coding region: 13-1587 (524 amino acids)
Molecular function (GO): protein binding
Source: RefSeq, a predicted model, not a curated record